This is a messenger RNA of Aureobasidium vineae, 843 nucleotides long. The record is from the annotation of a GenBank genome assembly. Lineage: Eukaryota; Fungi; Ascomycota; Dothideomycetes; Dothideales; Saccotheciaceae.
CGGUUGGUGCCGGCGUCGGUGACGAUGUCAACACCACAAACUGAGCGCGUCUGGUCGCGUCUGACGAUCUUUNCAACCAUUCGCCAUUCUCGCCUUCGCAACGAUAUUACAAUGAAGUCUGUCGUUGUUUCAAAGAUGUCGCCUGAGCUGUCGCCUGCCGAGAAGAAGGACGACAAGAUCUGCCGCCGUGGUCCCGAGGACGGUUAUCUCUUCAUUGUAGACGAGGUUUUCAAACAGCGUGGUUCCAAGCCUCUUCCCGAGGUCAGCGUAAAGAAAGGUCCCCGUCCUGCAGGUCCCCACCGCGCCAUCAAGAAGACCGCCGCCGCCGAGUGGCAGCGCAACGCCGUCAGCGACGGAGACAUUGCUCAGCGCAGCACCACAGACCAUGUUCCCUCCCUGCAGACCCUGGCCGACAAACCUUCCGCCGUCUCCACCAGCGAAGCAGAAAAACCCUCACGCUUCUCCGAGGCCGCUCGCGCUCAGCACAAUGGCAGUCAGACCAAUCGCAACUCCAGAGUCUUCGACACUGCAGACGAGCCUGCACCACCUUCCGCUGCCAUGCCUGACCAGUACCCUGACUCUGAUGGCGGCGUUGAACUCCCCAAGGACGUUCCUUCUGACAACAGUCAUGGCGUUGUCUCGGCUCGUGUGGUCGACAGCGACUCCGAUACCAGUCCUGACAGCUCUGGCGUCCAGACUCCCAUAACCACUUCCAAGCAGGACGGCCAUGAUGCAGGCAGGGAUCGGCUCAGCACUGCCACAGACAAUACGAGCGCAAGGAGUGUUGCUCACGAGGGCGACGAGCUCGACCUUGCUCUCAACAAAUCCCGCUAUGGUAUCUGA